This is a messenger RNA of Dibothriocephalus latus, 456 nucleotides long. NCBI's taxonomy places the organism in Eukaryota, Metazoa, Platyhelminthes, Cestoda, Diphyllobothriidea, Diphyllobothriidae. The record is from the annotation of a GenBank genome assembly.
GUGAGUCAAGCUGUCAACGCCCUCGUGGACGUUGCUGCUGCCGUCGUAGAGGCUCCGGUUCUUCCAGUACACAAACAGGAGCAACUAGUGGAACAAGCGAAUGCCUUCGACGGCCUGCGUCAAGCUACAGCUUACGUGAACGCCUGCCUGGACCAACUGACGAAACGCCUGAUGUCUGCGUCUGUUCAGGCCCAGCAGGACCCAAUAGUGAUGAGCCUGUUGGAGUCGGAACAUCAGAUCCCUGCCACGCUUGGUGACGGCGAAGCCUUACUGCGUCAGGCUGAGCAUCUAGUACAGACAACAGGUGCUCUGAUCGAAGAACUCCGCAACAACCAAGAACUCUUGUCCGCUGCCAAUGUAUCCGGAGCGGAGGCUGCGAUUCGUGCCGAUCUCCUUGUCGCUGAUGCCUCCCACCUGCUUGAAGCCAUGAAGGUUAGCCACCUCCAACCUUCAUAG